AAGAAGUGACUUCGUUUGAAUCAAAAUAAUUAGCACACUCUCUCGACUGGUUCUCUGGCACUUGUGACUUCGCCCUGUGACCAGGCAGAGGAUCUUGGCAACAGGACAUUCUUGCUCUUGUUGCUAACACUGAGUCUGUGCUUCGCGUAGCUGCAGUCCGGUGGUAGCCGGAGUCAUGGCUGUGUCCCUUGCGGAGACUCUGACGACGUGGAGCGAUGCUAUCAAGGCAUUUGAAGGUGGUGAUGCCAGAAAAGCUCUAGGUCUUUUCAAACAGUGCCAGGACGCGUCCGCAAUUAUGUUGUUCAACAUUGCAGUAGCUCACCUCAAACUGAAAAGUUACCGCGAGGCAAUUACGGGCUUUGAUGCAGCAGUGAAGAAAGACCAGCAUCUGGCUGUGGCGUAUUUCCAGCGUGGCAUAGCCCAUCACUAUCUCAACAGCGAUAUGGAUGCCGUGUCGGACUUCGAUGAGGCACACCAUCGAAUGCGUGGUACGCGGGUGAUUGACUACCGUCAGCUAGGAAUGCCGUGCAAGCUUUAUGAAUGUGAUGUCCUAUUGAAUUCUGCUGUGACAUAUGCCAAGCUUGGUCGAUCAUCUGAAGCACAAGACCGGGUCAGUGAUGCACAAGAUGCACAGAUUGAGAAACGGCACGAGCAGCAAUGUCGAGACGUGUCAUCAGCAAUCCGGCAAGGUGGAAGGGGUUGUAGUAUCAUAACUAUGCCCGAUGCUGCUCUCUUCCGCCCAGCCAAGCAAAAAGUGGCAAAUAUCAAGAAAAAGAAUCAUCUUGGUGAUGCGAAGGUAUUAUCAUCAGUCAUCGAUCAGGACCAGUUUGCCGGCUUUAUGGGCAAAAAGGAGCUUGAAGAUGGUGGCAGUUCACCACCAGUAUCCAGAUCGCCACGCAUUCGCUCUCCACGUUUUGGACGGCGCAGCGACAUUCAGUAUCGUGCUAUCUACAGCUUUGAGCCCAAUACUAAUCUUGAGGUGGCACUCCGUGUUGGUGAUAUCUGUGUGGUCAAAGAGAAGGAUGCCGAUGGAUGGUUUACUGUCACCAACAUUUCGACAAGCAAGUCUGGCCUGGCACCUGGCUCAUAUCUAGAACCUAUUGAGGGAAGUCUCAGUCCCAGUACUUCACAGAAACGGAAGAAGUCAGACCAGUUGAAAUUUCUUGGCGUUGGAAAGAAAUCAGCCGGUGACGACGCACAUCCUGUAGCUGAGAAGAAGGCUGCACCAAUGAAAGCGCUUCCUGUUCCUGGUGGUCCCAAGCGUCCAGCUGGUGGACCGCCACCUAAAGUUCAGCCUCCCAAAUCUCCUGGCCCAACAGUAGCUGUGAAGCCUAAACCUCCAACAGCUGCAAAGAAACACAGUGACAAGGUCGUAAUCAAGCUGCAUAUGGAUCACACGAGAGUACUGCAAGUCUCCAACAAGAUCACCUUCGACAAGCUGCUCUCUGCUGUCUGCAAAAAGUUCCAUCAGGAUGACAAGUCUCUAUCGCUGUGGUAUAUGGUUGGUGGUGAGCUGUCACAGGUGGAGAGGGCCACAGAUCUAUGCGAGUGCUGGAAACAAGCCACUGUCAAUAAGCAACACCUGACUCUGUGGGUGUAUGCUGCACCAUGUCCAUAGUAGACGGUUGGUACACUUCUGUCUCCAUCUCAGCCGACCGGAUCAUUCUGUGAAAAUACCUGCUAUCCGAAAUGUCCUAGACACAGCCAGAUAUCUGUCUUUUGGGAUAGGUCUCGUUGGAAAGACGAACACGAAUCUUCGAUAGGCGGCAUACACUGAAAAAGAAGGUGAAAUAUAUCUUCCCUCGACUGAUUCUACUCUCUCUCUAUGUAUAUUAUAUAUUUUCUAGUACAAACUUAGAACAACUUCUAUUUAUAGCACAGUUACAUAUUUUUGGAAGUGUGUGUAUGUGUGCACAUGCAUGUGUUUGUGUGGGUGUGCGUGUGUGUUAUGGAUGGGUGUAUUUCCCUGCGACUAGAAGCCAUACUUGUUAGUGUUCAGUAGGAUUUCCUGUGCACUUGUGUUAUUUUGAAGACUUUUACUCCUAGGAUUGAAUUUUGAUUAGCAAUCUAAGAAUUCCAGCACAUCCACUUUUCUAUUUUCAUCACAUUUUCCUUUUCUAUUGGAGCACGCAGCUCAGAUUUUCAAGACUUUCAUAUUCGAUUUUUAAUAUUUUUUAUUUAUUGAUUUUAUUUAUACCGUAUGUCAGCGCACCUUUAAAGCCAUGCAUGGCCUUAUAUUCGAAACACCGCUGCUUUCCUAGCUAUUUUAGAUGCAAAAUGAGUUAAAUGACCCACCCAUACGCCAUGCCAUAAAAGUCAUUCCACACAGAAAUUUCAAUCUAAAUCCACUUGUUCACCCUUCCUGCUGGGCUGUAAGUUUGUUAUCAUACUACUUAUUCCUUCUUGCAAAUUUUAUGGCUUGGGGCUCCCCGCUUG
Sycon ciliatum is the source of this 2436-nucleotide messenger RNA. Its product is annotated as neutrophil cytosol factor 2-like. The coding region runs from base 176 to 1618 and encodes 480 amino acids. The transcript has 13 exons. Gene Ontology annotation, molecular function: superoxide-generating NADPH oxidase activator activity; protein binding. The record is from RefSeq and is a predicted model, not a curated record. Gene Ontology annotation, biological process: superoxide anion generation. NCBI's taxonomy places the organism in Eukaryota, Metazoa, Porifera, Calcarea, Leucosolenida, Sycettidae.